This is a messenger RNA of Zychaea mexicana, 1405 nucleotides long. RefSeq names its product RanGTP-binding protein-domain-containing protein. The transcript is spliced from 2 exons. Bases 199 to 1389 code for a protein of 396 amino acids. NCBI's taxonomy places the organism in Eukaryota, Fungi, Mucoromycota, Mucoromycetes, Mucorales, Lichtheimiaceae. Gene Ontology annotation, cellular component: cytoplasm; nucleus. Gene Ontology annotation, molecular function: GTPase regulator activity. The record is from RefSeq and is a predicted model, not a curated record.
ACUCGGGAUCCCAACAAAAGCACUUUUUUUUUGUUGGGUUCAAAGUUGGUCUGUUCUUUCCUCAGGCUCAUGCGCUUGACAUCAAUUCCAGAUAUGGUAAAACCCGCUUUUGCAUUUUCUUUUAAUCGAUCGUCCCACUGUUCUGCUUGGUUCCACUGGUUUUUUUUCUCUCUGUCGCAGCACACCACCUAACCGAAAAUGUCACUGGAAGAUCUGUUUGGCAAACUGGCAAUGUCCACUGUCAACACAGUGUCUCGAAUCGCCAUUAGUCACGCCACCAACGCUGCCAUUCGCGGCGUCACUGGCUACAUUACGCAGCAACCCAAGGGCAAACGGGAAUCAGAAGAACUCAAGGCAUUGCAACGCCAAUUUGACCUCAAAAUCAAGAAUCUUAAACCGACCAUUGACAUGAUUGCUCGCAGCGUGGCCGAUGGCAACCAAGAUCUGGAGCCAGCGCUGGAGCUGUGUAACGACUUGAAACGAGAUAUCGACAGGUUCGCGCAAGAGAUGGAGGACGCCAAGAGCAAUAACAGCAAUGAUUAUGUACGAACCCGUCUCCGGGCACUGCUGGCCAGUGUGGAUGAUUCUGUCCCUUCGCUUCAUUUGGCGCUACGUAGUCUUGAGUCCCCGUAUGGCCAAAAACGCAUAUCGAGCUCAAGAUUACUGCAAGCUUCGGCCAUAUUAAAAUCUACAAGAGAAUGUGUCUUUCGGCUACGGCUGUACUCCUUAUUUGCUGCCAAUGUUCGCGAGGAUGCCGCUGGAUUUACUUGGAAGGAGGAUCUCGCAAAAUGUCAGUUGCAAGUCAAUAACAAGAGUACUACUGGGUCAUCAUCCUCUCCAUCCUAUGCGUAUGAGCUCAAGCUGAUCGAGAGUCUGGAUGAUGGACGAUACCACGAAGAAGGCGAAUCGCCUGAAACAUUGGCCAUUGACUUGGCGAAUAUCAAGAAAAUGUACUAUACCCGCAGCGGCGCAUUGCUCAAUAUCGAAGAUUCUAAAGCACCUGUCCUGGUGCUCAAGGUCAUAAAAAAGGACAAGAAGGAUGCAGACAAAGGCGAAAAGGAAGAUGCUGGCAACAUUGAAGUCAAAGAAGAAAAUCCAGAGAUCUUAGAAAGUGAGCUGGAACAAGCAUCUUGGUAUGCGGUGGAGAUAUGGACCAAUGGUGAUGAAGACGAUAGUGAUGACGAUGACAAUGACGAUGAUAAAAAGGAUGAAAAACAAGGCUCUGCAGAAGCAGCAGGAGCGAAAGGAAAGCAAGAUCAGGAGGCUAUUGAUCAGCCAUCACUGUUGCUGCUGGAAUCCGUGAUAAAGCUGGCAUUACUGGAAAUAUCGGAACAAAUGGAUCAUUUGGAUGCUUCGGAUGAUCUUAUUGAAUUGUACAUGGCGGAAUAAAAGCAAACAAUUGACU